UUUUAUGAACCGUUUGCCAAAGAACACUAUUGAGAAAAUAGCGACUUUAUUAGAUAUAAAGGAUGCUAUUGUAUUUGGUUCAUGUUCGAAACGAUAUCAAAAUGCUAUUCUGAAAAAUGAGUCAUUUUGGAGAAACAAGACACUAAAAGACUUUGGCAACUUAUUUCGACUAUAUCAGAUUUUUAUUACUUCUACUGGACUAGAAUUACCCAGCGAUCUAUCCGAAAAGUUUGCUAAACGACCUCAUCAUUGGUUUCAAUACUAUAUUUACAAACACACAUCGCUUAAGCGAGUAGACAAUGAUAUUCUGUUGGAUCAGUGCGAUAAAGAAUACAAAGAAGCGCAAAGAUACCUCACGGCAUUUCAAGAUGAGAUUGAUUAUUCACUCUUGACGCAAUUAGCAUCCAGAAUGUUUUGGAUCUUGGACAUAUUCCCUACUUAUGCUGGGUGUUAUUAUAUCUUGGGAUAUAUUCUGUUCUUUCUAAAGCAGUUUGGUGAUGCGCUUGAUAUUUUAGAUAUGGGACGAUGUGUAGACGCUUCAUUUCAACAGUUUGAUGAGCUUGAGAAAGACAUUAUAUCGACCAUGCAAACAGAGAAAAGGGCAAGGACAGAUGUACCUCUACUUGUGAAUGAAAAUCUUUCGCCAGAAUUAAUUGCUGUUUUGCUGGAAAUCUUUCAUCGAUUUGAUAAGGAUCAGGACAAUUGUCUUAAUUUUGAAGAACUGGAUUUCUUUGUAUACUCGACAAAUGGACAACACCCACCUACAUCGUUUUUAGAGCAAAUGGGUCAAAGAUACGGCUCAAAUAAUCAAGGCUGGUUAACAAAAGAAGGGUUCUUGGCAUUUUACUUGGAACAAACACUAGAUGAUGUACAUGAGACGCGAAAAGAUAUUCGUGCUCAUGGAUAUGACUGUAGUAAAUUGAGAAAGAGAGAUGCUAAUAACGCAUAAUUUUUUAUGAUGACAAGUCUAUUAUCACUUUUUAUAACUAAACAAGCUCUUUGUUGCUUGCAUGGGAAUCAUUGUAUGGCAUACUAUCAAUGCUUUGGACGAUCAUUAAACUGUUAUCAGUGUGUUCUGUCGCACCUGAAACAGGCCUUGAUGAUUGCGGUGUACCAUGGUGUAAUGAAAAGGGCAGCUGAGAAAUAGAUGACAUGUAGCCUGUUGGGUAACUUCCUGACAAAGCAAUGUGUGUCUCUUUUUCUUUUUCUGCUUUAUACUUUUUGAGUUGCUUCAGUGCAUUUGUGAUUUGGGUAUCGUAACCAAUCAGCGUGACAAAAAGAAUAUUGGCAAAGGGCCAAAUGACAAAAGAAGUAAACGGAUUAUC
Messenger RNA from Gilbertella persicaria, 1325 nucleotides. RefSeq lists its product as uncharacterized. Gene Ontology annotation, molecular function: protein binding; calcium ion binding. The transcript is spliced from 4 exons. Bases 5 to 949 code for a protein of 314 amino acids. The record is from RefSeq and is a predicted model, not a curated record. NCBI's taxonomy places the organism in Eukaryota, Fungi, Mucoromycota, Mucoromycetes, Mucorales, Choanephoraceae.